Molecule: messenger RNA, 1176 nt
Organism: Phragmites australis (common reed)
Lineage: Eukaryota; Viridiplantae; Streptophyta; Magnoliopsida; Poales; Poaceae
Product: L-ascorbate peroxidase 2, cytosolic-like
Exons: 9
Coding region: 85-873 (262 amino acids)
Biological process (GO): response to reactive oxygen species; cellular response to oxidative stress; hydrogen peroxide catabolic process
Molecular function (GO): heme binding; peroxidase activity
Source: RefSeq, a predicted model, not a curated record
AGCCCAGUCAUUCCCCUCGCACGGCACCAUCGCCUUCGUCCUCGCAAAUCCCAUUUCGGAUCGGAAAGAAGAAGAAUCGGAGCCAUGGUGAAGAGCUACCCGGCGGUCAGCGACGAGUACCAGAAGGCCGUCGAGAAGGUCAAGCGCAAGCUCCGUGGCCUCAUCGCCGAGAAGAACUGCGCCCCGCUCAUGCUCCGCCUCGCCUGGCACUCCGCGGGCACCUUCGAUGUGGCCACCAAGACCGGGGGCCCCUUCGGCACCAUGAAGAACCCCGCCGAGCAGGCGCACGGCGCCAACGCCGGCCUCCACAUCGCCGUCGGGCUGCUCGAGCCCAUCAAGGAGCAGUUCCCCAUCCUCUCCUACGCAGACUUCUACCAGCUUGCUGGAGUCGUGGCCGUUGAGGUGACCGGCGGGCCUGAGGUCCCCUUCCACCCAGGGAGGCAGGACAAGCCUGAGCCUCCACCAGAAGGCCGCCUUCCUGAUGCCACCCAAGGUUCUGACCACCUCAGGCAGGUCUUCGCCACACAGAUGGGUUUGAGCGACCAGGACAUUGUGGCACUUUCUGGUGGUCACACCCUGGGAAGAUGCCACAAGGACAGGUCUGGCUUCGAGGGAGCCUGGACUUCCAACCCUCUGAUCUUUGACAACUCUUACUUCAAGGAGCUUCUGAGCGGUGAGAAGGAAGGCCUUCUGCAGCUGCCGAGUGACAAAGCCCUUCUGUCUGACCCAUCCUUCCGCCCACUUGUUGACAAAUAUGCUGCAGAUGAGGAUGCUUUCUUUGCUGAUUACGCUGAGGCCCACCUGAAGCUCUCUGAAUUGGGUAAUGUAUGCGUUUUUGUGGUUCCAGAUUUGCCGAGGCGUAAGUGCUUCUAGAGCGGGUGAAGAUUGUUGCCGAGCCGAUUUGUCUUGUGGGUGGGGAGGGGGUGAUGUUUUGCGCCUUUAAAAGACCCAACCAUAAGGAACAAGAAGAGUGUGACGGCCGUAAUAAGCAUUUGUCGGCCUGAUCUGAGGCCAUCUUUUGUGUUUCUAUUUCGAUGGAACGGUUCGAGUAAUGUGUUUCCUUUCCGGUUGUUGAUGCCUUGUGAACUUGUGUGUAAUUCCAUGCCAUGGAUCCUUCCUUCCUUAGUUGGUCUUUAUCUAUCUAUCUAAGAUGAAUGGAUUUGAUGGGCUGGAACA